GUGAAGAAUUCCAGCCAACCACGAGCAGGAGCGCGCGGAAGGCGUGGCGUGGCGGUAGGGUGGGAAUAUGAGCAGCACGAGAGGCGCGCGAGGGGCACAACUGUCAGUGGAGACGACAAACAGCACACGAGCCCUGUGAGCAACUGAUAUCAGUCCGGAGGAUGUCAGCGGCGGAAAGCAACAACAACAACAACAACAUGUCCCACCAGGCGGCGAACGGCGUUGCGUGCCGGGGCAAGGUGCUCACUGUGGACAACAUGAACCCCAGAGUGAAGAAGGUCGAGUACGCGGUUCGUGGCCCAGUUGUCCAGCGAGCGGUGCAGAUAGAGAAGGAUCUGAGGGAGGGAGUCAAGAAACCUUUCACAGAAGUCAUCAAGGCUAACAUAGGCGAUGCUCACGCCAUGGGCCAGAAACCAAUCACAUUUUUCAGACAGGUCUUGGCUAUGUGUAGUUACCCUGAACUCCUGAAAGACAACACGUUUCCAGAGGAUGCCAAGCAAAGAGCACGGCGUAUUCUCGGGGCCUGCGGAGGCCACAGUAUAGGGGCCUACAGCGCCAGCCAGGGCAUUGAGUGCAUACGUCAGGAUGUGGCGCGCUACAUAGAGAAGAGAGACGGUGGAAUCGCCUCCAACCCUGACAACAUCUACCUCUCCACUGGAGCCAGUGAUGCCAUUGUGACCAUCCUUAAAUUGCUGGUGCGUGGCGAGGGUCGUGACCGUACGGGUGUGAUGAUCUCCAUCCCCCAGUACCCUCUGUACUCGGCCGCCAUCACAGACCUUGGCGCUGUUCAGGUCCACUACUACUUGGACGAGGACAACUGUUGGAGCCUUGAUGUCGCAGAGCUCAGGAGAGCCCUCAAUGAAGCCAGGCAGCACUGCAACCCCCGCGUCCUCUGCAUCAUCAAUCCCGGAAACCCCACCGGUCAGGUCCAGAGCAGGCAGUGCAUUGAAGAUGUGAUCCGAUUUGUUAAAGAAGAGCAUCUUUUCCUCAUGGCUGAUGAAGUCUAUCAGGAUAAUGUGUACGCAGAGGGCUGUAAGUUUCAGUCCUUUAAGAAGGUGCUGUUUGAGAUGGGACCAGAGUACUCGAGUACAGUGGAGAUGGCCUCCUUCCACUCCACCUCCAAAUGCUACAUGGGAGAGUGUGGAUUCCGCGGCGGUUACAUGGAGGUGAUUAACAUGGACCCUGAGGUGAAGGCCCAGCUCACCAAACUGGUGUCGGUGCGUCUGUGCCCGCCAGUCUCUGGACAGGCUCUCAUGGACCUGGUGGUCAACCCCCCACAGCCUGACGAGCCCUCCUACACAACGUUUAUGAAGGAACGGACAGCGGUGUUAGCAGAUUUAGCAGAGAAGGCCAGGCUAACAGAGCAGAUCUUAAACACAGUACCCGGUAUCACCUGCAACCCAGUGCAGGGGGCCAUGUACAGCUUCCCCCGCAUCACCUUACCUCAGAAGGCCAUCGACAAGGCAAAGGAGGCAGGCCAGAUCCCAGACAUGUUCUACUGUAUGAAGCUGCUGGAGGAGGAGGGGAUCUGCCUGGUGCCAGGUAGUGGCUUCGGCCAGAGAGAGGGAACCUUCCACUUCCGGAUGACCAUCCUCCCGCCCACCGAGAAGCUGAAGGUUUUGCUGCAGCGGCUCCGCGACUUCCACCUGCGGUUCACACAAGAGUUCUCAUAACAACCCCGCCACCUCCGUCUUUGAACCACACCUCAAGAUCCAACUCAUUCAGUGCCAGUAUCUUCAAGUGCCUUUGUGUAAAGGAGACGGCGCCGCAACGUAGCCUCCUGCAGCACACACCUCUCGCUGAAUUCACACUAGAUGAGAUUUUUAAUGUUUUGAAUCAGAACCAUGGAUAUUUCUAUGUCUAGACAGCUAGUCUGUUCCUGCUGAUGUGUAUGUGAUAAUGAUGAUUUUAGGGGCAUCCCUCUCCUGCCAAGUUAAGUUUAAUUUUAAACACAUGUUGGGUCACUACUUGAAUAACCUGAAUGGUGUAGUAGAGCCCUUUGUGUUACUAAUGUUUAAAUUGUUCUUAAAUGUGAUUAAAAACACUUGAACUACUGAAA
This is a messenger RNA of Acanthopagrus latus (yellowfin seabream), 2059 nucleotides long. RefSeq names its product alanine aminotransferase 2-like. Gene Ontology annotation, molecular function: pyridoxal phosphate binding; L-alanine:2-oxoglutarate transaminase activity. The record is from RefSeq and is a predicted model, not a curated record. Bases 162 to 1673 code for a protein of 503 amino acids. Lineage: Eukaryota; Metazoa; Chordata; Actinopteri; Spariformes; Sparidae. The transcript is spliced from 12 exons. Gene Ontology annotation, biological process: biosynthetic process.